Molecule: messenger RNA, 1482 nt
Organism: Geosmithia morbida
Lineage: Eukaryota; Fungi; Ascomycota; Sordariomycetes; Hypocreales; Bionectriaceae
Product: Delta24-sterol reductase
Exons: 1
Coding region: 1-1482 (493 amino acids)
Biological process (GO): steroid metabolic process
Cellular component (GO): membrane; cytoplasm
Molecular function (GO): Delta24(24-1) sterol reductase activity; FAD binding
Source: RefSeq, a predicted model, not a curated record
AUGACGCAAGAUAACACCGCCAAGCUCCUGGAGGAGCACCAGGAAGCCGUCAAGCGCAUCCAGUCCCAGGUCAAGUACUUCCACGACGAAAAGAAGCACUUUCGCGUCUACCAUGGGUCCACGAGCUCCACACGCCCGGUAUCCUUCAAGCGCGAUUCCAUUGUCGACACGAGCGACAUGGGCCGUUUGUUCCCUGUGGACAAGGAGACCAUGACGGUGCGCUGUGAGCCCAAGGUGCCCAUGGACGAGCUGGCGGCGCACUGCCUCAAGGAGGGCGUCGUCCCCAAAAUUGUCAUGGAGUUCAAGGGAAUCACCGUGGGCGGUGGUUUCUCGGGAUUCUCUGGCGAGAGCAGCAUGUAUCGCUAUGGCCUUUUCAGCAACACCGUAUCCGACAUUGAGAUUGUUCUUGGUGACGGCACCCUGGAGACGGCCAGCCGUACGCACAACUCGGACCUUCUAGAGCACUCGGCCGGGAGCCUCGGAACCUUUGGCAUCGUCACCCUGCUCACUGUCGAGCUCAUCCCCGCCAAGCCCUACGUGCGCGUCGACCUCCAGCGGGUGGAAGAAGUGGUACGCGCGCAUGAAAUGUUCGAGGAGGCCGCUGCGGACCCGGACAUUCACUUCAUUGACGGCGUCUACUUCCGCAAGAACACGAUUGUCGUCAUGUACGGCAGUUUUGUCGACGAGCUGCCGGCCGGGAACUCUGCCCUUAAGAAGAUGCAAGUCCAUUGGUUCGCCGACACGAUCGAGGACAUCCUCACGCGCGAGAAGCCCACUCCGGAGUCCCCCCACUCAGUCUACAUGAAUGUGACCGACUACCUGUUCCGCUACGACCAUGGCGCUUUCUGGGGCGGCAAGCUCGCCUUCAUGCAUUUCCACGUGCCGCAGAACUGGAUCACACGCCGUCUGGCCGACCCCUUCCUCGACAGCCGUACUUGCUACCACGCUCUUCACAAGUCAGGUCUAGCAAGCGAAUACGUCGUCCAAGAUUUUGGUAUCCCCGCUAACAAUGUGGCCACCUUCAUCGCCUUCGUCAACGAGACGCUUCCCGAGCUGCAGAUCUUCCUGGCUCCCUGCAUGAAGCCACGCGACAUCGGGCUGAUAUCCCGCUUCCACCCUCGCGUCUCCGAGAUUGCCGACCAGCGCCUGUUCGCCGUCGGAGUCUACGGCCGCGGCCCCCGCGACCCCCAGGCCUUCUACGACCUGAACCGCAAGCUCGAGCUGCGCAGCGCAGAGCUUCUGGGGGCCAAGCUCCUCUACGCGCGCACCUACUACACCGAGGAAGAAUUCUGGACAAUCUACGAUCACGACAUCUACAACAAGAUGCGUGCCAAGUACAAGGCCGAGAGCCUCCCCACCAUCUACGAGAAGCUCAAGGCCGACAUGUCCACUAGUGCUGGCAAGCGCAGGCCUGUCAGGGGCAUCCUCGAGACCAUGUACGACAAGCUCGUGGGUAACAAGGAAUAUCUCCUCAAGAAUUGA